AUGUUUUAUGGAAAAUUUAUUUUCACAAAGUUUAUCGUUGUGUCAAUAUUUCUUACUCCUAUAUUGGCAGAAUGGAAUACAAGGGAUUAUAUAAGGAGGGAGCAUUCUCUUACAAAACCAUACCAAGGAAGUGGAAUGUCGGUGCCUUAUUGGGACUUCUUAGGUAGCACAAUAGUUACUUCAAAUUACGUCCGAUUAACACCCGAUUUGCAAUCGAAAUCCGGUGCUAUUUGGAACACAGUGCCAUGCCACACGCGGAACUGGGAGCUUCAAGUGCAGUUCAAAGUGCACGGACGUGGAAAAGACCUGUUUGGCGACGGUUUCGCCAUAUGGUACACCCGUGAUCGGAUGCAGCACGGCCCAGUGUUCGGCAGCAAGGACUACUUCCACGGACUGGCCAUUGUAUUAGAUACCUACAGCAACCAUAAUGGUGCUCAUAAUCAUCAGCACCCUUACAUCUCGGCCAUGAUAAACAACGGCACGCUGCACUACGAUCACGACCGGGACGGCACGCACACGCAACUGGCCGGCUGCGAGGCGAAGUUUCGUAAUUUCAACCACGAUACGCACCUCUCCAUCGUUUACAGAGACGAUACGCUUAUCGUAUCUACGGACUUGGAAGGCAAGAAUGCUUGGAAGGAAUGCUUGAAGGUGGAGAACGUAUUGUUACCGACAGGUUAUUUCUUCGGUGCUUCUGCAACUACUGGAGACUUGAGUGACAACCAUGACAUUAUUGCUAUUAAGAUGUAUGAACUUGAUCUUCUGGAAUCGCAAAACAAACAUGAAGACAGGUCAAACAUUAUUCCAUCAGCAGCGUCCUUCGAAGCCCCAAGAGAUAGAGUUGAAGACUCCAAACCGGCCAUGUCCGGAGUCAAAACCUUCCUAUACAUGAUGUUUGUAGCCAUAGUAAUCAUUGUAAUAGUCGUACUGGGUAUUAUGUGGUACCAGAAGAGACAAGAACAUUCUAGAAAGAGGCUGUAUUGA
This is a messenger RNA of Parnassius mnemosyne (clouded apollo), 984 nucleotides long. NCBI's taxonomy places the organism in Eukaryota, Metazoa, Arthropoda, Insecta, Lepidoptera, Papilionidae. The record is from the annotation of a GenBank genome assembly.